Messenger RNA from Oncorhynchus kisutch (coho salmon), 3168 nucleotides. RefSeq names its product proteolipid protein 2. Bases 625 to 1077 code for a protein of 150 amino acids. Lineage: Eukaryota; Metazoa; Chordata; Actinopteri; Salmoniformes; Salmonidae. The transcript has 5 exons. Gene Ontology annotation, cellular component: membrane. The record is from RefSeq and is a predicted model, not a curated record.
GUUUUUGCUUUGUCGUUAUCGAGUAUUGUGUGUAGAUUAAUGGUGGGGGGGCGAUUUAAUCCAUUUUAGAAUAAGGCUGUAAUGUAACAAAAUGUGGAAAAAAGUCAAGGGACCUGAAUACUUUCCUAAUGCAGUGUAUUUGGUUGGUACAGAUCAUACAAAGUAUUCCCCAUCCACUUUAGCUGUGACAGGUAGACAUGUUCUCUCUACAAGACAAUAUGUGUCCCAUGUAUAGUCUAUUACAGUGUAUUUCACUGGGGUUCUAUUUUGAAGGUUUCCUCGUUAACAUACGAACGUGACGUCAUCGUUUGUGCUGCUGGCAGAAUACUAGUCCGUUUUGUCGUUCUUUACUUCCUCCAAGCGAGUCAAUUUAAACGUGCACUUUCCUAUUUCGUUUUUUAGUUUUGCUAUGUCCAUGUAGUUGAAAGUACUCACUCAUUCGAAGUAGUCCCAACUUGGAGAGAAAAAAAACAAAAUGUUAACCCGCAGUUAGGAGACAACAUCAGUCCACUUGUUCUACUAAAUGUAAUUUAGCUGCAAAGUUGUCUUCAUUGAGUUUUGCAACCUUGCAAAGGGAAAUACAGCCCUUAAAAUUAUUUGUUAAACUCUACAUUAAAGUUAGUUAUGGCUGAUACUGAGACCGUUGUCGCUGCGGGCUGCUUGGAAAAGUCGAAGUGUUACGUGAAGACUCGAAAAGGAACAAUUCUCGCUGCAGAAAUACUCAUCAGUUUAAUCAUCCUAAUCUGCUAUGCUGCGUCAUUUAAUGGAUAUUCUGCGGUGGCCAUCUGUGAGAUGGUGUUCGCCAUCAUCUUCUUUGUCGUCUUCAUGAUGGAAAUGGACAAGACCAUUCAGGCGGUCAACUGGGUCUGGAGUGAUCUUUUCCGUACUGCUAUUGGUGCAGCCCUGUACACCAUCACCUCUCUAGUCUGUAUGCUUCGUGGAACAGGGGACGAUGCCCUUAUUGCUGGAGCGGUGUUUGGCCUGCUGGCUGGGAUCCUGUUUGCCUAUGACGUCUACACCAUCAUCCUUGUCAUCAAGAGCAACAGGCAGGAUACAGCAGCGCCCACUGAUGUUUAAGCCCUCGAAGAUAAACCCCAUCUUAGUCAUUGAAAGAAAAUUACAUUUGUGCAGGACGAGAUAGAAGUGCAGCAGAUUGGAAUGAAGUUUGAUGCUCAAAUGAAGAGAUUAAUAGCAGAAAUUAACCAAUGUUAGGGUCAGAAGAGAGAAACAUCUACUGUACUAUCUAUGGCUGACACAGAGAGGAUAAUGUUAUACUGCACUGAGAUCAUUAUGUUCAAAAGAACCAUGUAAAUUCCAGGAGGGAUUCCCUUGACAACCGCUGUUCCAGUCUCGGUGUACAAUUCUACCGUCCCAUUGUUCAAUCUUUAGUCUGGUGAAAAAGGGAAAGAUGUCAAUAUUAUGCAGCAUAAGGAGGUGGAAAGCUCUGGAAAGUUCACACUAGGACAUCGCCAAUUUUGGUACAAAUGGCAUUCUCUCUCUCUUUGUUGUCAUAAUUUCACCUCAGCGUCAUAGCCCUCUCCAUAACCCACUGUAAUAUAUUAAAAUUGUGCUGGUUGAAUUAAGCCAAAUUUUGCUUGCAUUUAGGCCUUGAUUUAAUCAGAUCGAGUGUUAGCCGGCAUAGCGGAUGUUUUGACAUAUGUUGGAGGUGUCACUGCAGUAUAAACUGACAAAUAGGUGAGAGGCUGCUCUUGUGUCACAAACCACUUCCUUCCUUAUUAAUCCUACUAAGUUAUAAAUUCAAAACGGCGAUAGAAAGUGUAGGUUAAUGCAUGUUUUCAUGUUCAUUUGGAUGGUGGGGAUUUGUAGCCUAUCAGUCAAAUCGAGAUAUAGACAAUGGAAACAUCAAGCAGUGUUUGAACUUGUAAAGUGGCUGCAUGGGAUUUGUCGGUUUCGUUGCAUCCAAUAGCAUGGUCCGAGAUAAACUAACACAAGGAGCCGCUUGUGGAUUUGACAGCUCUAACUCAGUUCCAUCUCCGACACACCAAAACACCGCUAUGCAGGUGUCUGCUAGUACGUAUCUGCUAUAGAAUCUAGCCCUUAGUCAAGGCAGAUUAAUUGGGGAGGACGGGCUCUUAGUACUGGCUGGCACAGAAUAAAUGGAUUGGUAUCAAACUCAAACACAUGGUUGCCAUGUGUUCGUUACCAUUCCAUUCACUCUGUUACAGCGAUUAUUAUGAGCCGUCCUCCCCUCAGCAGCCUCCUGUGCUGGAAACAUUUGUAGUGCCUUAGUUGCAUUGGUUGUUGUUUUGCCUCUUUUUCUACUUACCUAGCACUGUAAGGCCUACUGGCCACAAUUAACCCUGCACUCAUGGUAAGGUUUGAUGUUCAUUUGCCACCAAAUAACUUCUCAUGAGUACUCUUGCCAUAGGAAAAUAAUGGGACAACAUGUUUUCAUUAUCCUGGUUUUGAAAUAAUCUAAUUCAGGUCACGUGUGUUGCUUACCAGUUUUUCUUUGUGUUUUUUUUAACCAAUGAUAGAUAAGAUAUUUUAACGAGAUUUAAUGUUGUACAAGAGAAAUGUUACCUCAGUUAGUGCCCCCUUGUUAAAGUAUUUAGACAGUUUGUAUGCAGUUAUAGUAGUAAACAUUAAUAUUUUUAUUAUAGACUCGUAGAAAAACAACUCAUUUAGAAUGAGCAAUUAAUGAAAUGAAUUAGCAAAGAAGGGCAUUUGAUCAGUUAUGUGGUUGCAUUUCAGGAUGCCUAUGUUAUAAUUGUAAUAUGUUUUGUGAAUGUUAUCUCCAAAAUAUAAAGUACGUUUCUCAAGGAAGAAUUUGGCCUUAAUGUUUUAUUCCGAGGUUUAUAUCGAGGUUUUUAAUGUAUUUAUUCAUACUUUUGUGUUUAUUUGAAAUAUUGAGGCAUAUACACAAUGCUUUGCGCAAUAAAAGAAAGUUGUUAUUCAAUUAGGAACCUCUCUAAUAACUGUGUCUGCACAUUGUAUAAUCACAUUGUUAUAUACAUAGUACUUACUAAUGACUGUCUAUACUGGUUUGUGUCACUCACAAGUUCAAGGAUCUGAGUGCUCUCUCUUAAACUACCACUAGAUGGAAGCAGCUGCACUCUAAUUGGAACCUGACCAGGGCUCAUUCUGUACUUUAUAUUUUUUUGUUCACACAGGCCUAAAUGCAAUAAAAUCGAAUGCUGCAAAAUA